Molecule: messenger RNA, 8151 nt
Organism: Girardinichthys multiradiatus
Lineage: Eukaryota; Metazoa; Chordata; Actinopteri; Cyprinodontiformes; Goodeidae
Product: myocyte-specific enhancer factor 2D-like
Exons: 13
Coding region: 570-2282 (570 amino acids)
Biological process (GO): positive regulation of transcription by RNA polymerase II; cell differentiation
Molecular function (GO): DNA-binding transcription factor activity, RNA polymerase II-specific; RNA polymerase II cis-regulatory region sequence-specific DNA binding; protein dimerization activity
Source: RefSeq, a predicted model, not a curated record
UGUAGGGAGCCUUUAAUUGGGUCGUCCACGGGUCAAUCAUGAGCUAACGUCAAUGACGCCGAUCGUACACUGGGUACGCUUGUGUCGCUUGGGUGGACAGUGUAGUUACAUCAACAUAAGUGGAAUAAAAUGCCGCGGAUGUAUGUAAAUAGAGACGCCUCUUCAACGCGUUUGUAUACGGCCUUUUAGUUACGACAGGUCAGAUCCGGAGCAGACGGCGGCAGGCCUAAUUUCGGGGGUUAUCAGCAAUAUUUCAGGGAGAGGAGUGACAUCCUCCACACCGCAGCAGCUGCACACAUCAGUCUCCGCUGAAUAAAAGAUGAACUGAGGACCUCUUCCACAGCUCCACAUCCCAUAUUGCACCUGCUCUUCAUUCCUGCUGUCCUUUCAGUGCAAGAGUUAACCGUGUUGCCUCACCACACCUGGACACAGAAAUGCACGUGCAUGCAUGUCCUCGAAAUGCAUGAUUGUGUUUGAGUGUGUUUCUGCUUCACUCCCAUACUCAUCUUCAGAGAGGCACUUUUCCACUUGACUGACUCCAGCAUUUGUGUUCACGACUGCAAAGCAUAAUGGGGAGGAAAAAGAUUCAGAUCCAAAGGAUCACUGACGAAAGGAACAAGCAGGUCACAUUUACAAAGCGAAAGUUCGGCCUGAUGAAGAAAGCCUAUGAGCUGAGUGUGUUGUGUGACUGUGAGAUUGCCCUGAUCAUCUUCAACCAUGCCAACAAGCUGUUCCAGUAUGCCAGCACCGACAUGGACAAGGUCCUGCUCAAAUACACGGAGUACAAUGAGCCACACGAGAGCCGGACCAACGCAGAUAUCAUUGAGACAUUGAGAAAGAAAGGUUUCAAUGGCUGCGACAGUCCAGAGCCGGACGGUGAAGACUCCAUUGACCAAAGCCCUCUGAAUGAUGACAAGUUCCGAAAAACCACAGAGGACCUGGAUAUCCUCUUCAAACGCUACGGACAAACCGCCGCUCCACCCCAGACCUUCUCUAUGCCAGUCACCGUCCAGGCGUCCAAUCAGAGCACACUGCAAUUCAGUAAUCCCAGCAGCGCACUGGUAACUACCUCCUAUGUCACAUCAUCAUCGCUCACGGAUACCCACCUCCUAUCGCCACAGCAACCGGCUCUCCAGAGAAAUACAGUGUCUCCGGGGUUGCCACAGCGACCAGCCAGUGCAGGUGCUCUUCUCGGAGGCGACUUGAAUAAUUCAAAUGGAGGAUGUCCAAGUCCAGUUUCUAAUGGAUACACCAGUGCCAGGGCCUCCCCAGGUCUGCUCACCGUCUCCAACGGCAACAGCCUGGGGAAAGUAGUUCCAGCCAAGUCUCCGCCUCCACCUCCCAGCCCGCAGAUGGUCAACAGCCGUAAGCCAGACCUCCGAGUCAUCACCUCACAGGGUGGAAAGAGCAUCAUGCAGAUGACAGAGGAUGAGCUGGAAUUGGUAAACGAGAACGCCCAGCGGCUGGUGGCUGGAGCCCAAAUGGCACAAACCCUCACCACACCCGUGGUGUCUGUAGCCACACCAAGCCUCCUGGCACAGGGCCUGCCCUUCUCCGCCAUACCGACAGCAUACAACACAGAGUACCAGCUGACCAGUGCAGACAUCACUGCUUUACACGCUCUCGCAUCACCUGGCGGCUUGUUGCCAACCAGCGUGUCCACAUGGCAACAACAGCAGGCUGUUUCCCAGCAGCAACAGAACCAACAGCAGCAGCAGCAGCUUAGCCUUGCAUCACUCAGCAACUUGGUCAUGUGGGGCGUGGACAAACAGAGCAGCGAGCUGUCUAGCCAAGUGUCCAGUCUGGCUGCCAAUCUGAGCGUUGGCUCUCCGUCCAACCUGCUCUUGGGUAGAGAUGAGUGGUUGGGCCGGCCGGUGACCCACAUACCUCAAGGCGCCAUGCUGACCGUCAACACAAACACCAGUGUGAGCAUCAAGUCGGAGCCCGUCUCACCCAGCCGGGAUCGGAGCACCCCCUGUCCUCCUCCCGCUCCGCCUCCUUCCACCACGCCGUCUGCAGGAUCCAUCCUGACUGCUCCCCCUCAGUACCCGAGCUCCCUGCUCUGCCUGGAGCCCCCGACGGGCCGCUCGCCCGCAGACAGCGUCAGCAGCAACGCCAGCUCCUUUGAAGGAAGCGAUCGCGACGACCCCAGCGCUGCAGGCGGUGGUGGCGGUGGUACUGGAGGCGGCGGCAACGCUACCGAGCUCCUCAGGGUGUCGAACGAACCGGAGCAGGAUGGAGGGAACGUAAAGCGCAUGAGAUUGGACACUUGGGUCACAUAGAAGCCGCCUCUCUGUACCCACAGUGAAGUUGUUGACUCUUAAACACUUAGACCCGCCUCUAUUGUUAGUCCCCCACUAUCCCAACCCCACUGCCAUGUGACACUAUCAUCACACGUCUGCACCUGUCCUGCACUAUACUCCGUCAUCCUGAACUUUCAGGGCUUCGCCAAAAAAAAGAAAUAAACUGGUUUGGAUAUCUUGCUCCGAGCUCGGCUGGAUUUGACCCCUGAUUUAAGGGACUGUAGAUUUUUAAGGCCUUCUUGCUUGAAUGGACUCCUGUGUUGUGAUUUUUGAGGUGUUUGACCUUUUUUUUAUGCAAAUUGGCGCAACCGCAGAACAUUUUUCUCGUGGUUUCUCAGUGACCUUCUUAUACUUACGUGGAGCCAGGACGUCGCUCACAGUGGGGAUCGGUGGCUCCUCGACAUUACGAGACACCUGCUGCAUGACUCGCCACUUCCUGCUCUUUCAACCCUCGUCGUUUUGAUUGCGUGCUGUCCAUUUUUUUCCUGCAAUUUUACCUGGAGAUGUUUGAGGGCUGCUAGAACUGUUUGGACUCAAGCGAGGUGUUUUUAGGUACAGGGUUCCUACACAGUCUGGAAAAGUCUGGAAUCUGAUUUCAGUAUUUUCCAGGUUUAUAUAAGUAUGGAAAAAGAAAAUAGUUCAGAAAUAUAUCUGUAUUUACAGACUUUUUUCCCUAUCAAAAGUUUCUGUCCUUCCUUCCUUGUGUCCUACUUAUUUUCCUAGUGUCCUUCCUUCAUUGAGUCCUACUACCUUUCCUAGUGUCCUUCCUUCCUUGUGUCCUACUUAUUUUCCUAGUGUCCUUCCUUCCUUGAGUCCUACUACCUUUCCUAGUGUCCUUCCUUCCUUGAGUCCUACUGCCUUUCCUAGUGUCCUUCCUUCCUUGUGUCCUACUUCUUUUCCUAGUGUCCUUCCUUCCUUAAAUCCUACUACUUUUCCUAGUGUUUUUCCUUCCUUGUGUCCUACCUCUUUUCCUAGUGUCCUUCCUUCCUUGUGUCCUACUUCUUUUCCUAGUGUCCUUCCUUCCUUGUGUCCUACUUCUUUUCCUAGUGUCCUUCCUUCCUUGAGUCCUACUACCUUUCCUAGUGUCCUUCCUUCCUUGAGUCCUACUACCUUUCCUAGUGUCCUUCCUUCCUUGAGUCCUACUACCUUUCCUAGUGUCCUUCCUUUGUGUCCUGCUUUGAUCUUUCCUGGUCUACAUUCCUUACAUGUCCUAUUUCCCCUUCAAGUUUUGUUCUUGUUUUCUUCCUUUCAAACUCCUCUCUGUCCUCAUUUCCUUCCCUUCAUGCGUCCUACCUGCCUUUUUUCUUUGCUUCCUGUUCGUUUUAAUCCAGGUUCCAUAUUUACAGCCUGUCAUCUGUAGAAAUGUCUCCCUUAGAUUGGCAGCCAUAAUUUCUAGUUUUAUAUUUCAAAAUAAACAUAAAGGACUGGCCGCUCGGACUUGGAAAAGUGUAAGAUUUUUCCAUGGAAGAUGUGUAGGAACCCUGUUGGUAGGAAUACUGCUUCCGCCAUGAAGAACCUCCUGCAAACGGACUGGAGUCGAGCACCCUGCCAGAGUGCCAGUAUCAGCUCUUCAAAACAAAAACAAAUGCCAAAUGUCGAACUCAGUGCAGGGACACUGACACCACAGACGGUCUGGGCGCUCCUCCUGGCAUUCCUCGCCUCAUCUCCUCCGACACUUGGGAAGGAAAGGCUUUCAUCAGAAAUCCAGCCAAUCCCUCUGCUUUUCUUAAUGCCCUUAAAAAGCAUAGGAUCUUUAAUGAGCCUCUUUUUGUUUUCUUUAGUAUUUGGUUCUUUGGAGUCCAAGUGUUCUUUAUCUGUUGGUAUUUUAAACAUGUUUUGCAGAUCCGUUAGUCGUCCAGACGUAGAAAUUCAGAGUUUGUAUAAAAAAGUAAAGAAAAAAAAAAGAAAAUCACUCCUUAUACAAAAGCUUUGAUGUCCUCUUUAGCUCUGUAUAUCCCUCCAUAGCCGUGUUUGGAAAAGUGAAAGGAAAAAGACUUUUUUUCUAUAUUUCUACCGCUUUGAGUCGGCGACGAAGUGAAAUAGCUUUUUGGCUUCAACCACGUGUCUGUACAUAAUGAGUAUAUUUGCAUAGACUUUGCUAGGUAUCCCUAAAAACAAGCAAUGUGUUGAUUCUCAGUGGAUCUGUUUGCAUAUACGAGUGUGACUUUGAUAUGUUUCGAGCCGCGGUGCAGGGGGACGGGGCUAGUUUUAGUAAUCCUCUGUUUUACUCUAGUGUUGAUGGCGUGUGCACUUUGUCUCACUCACAGAGGCCUGCUUGGUAGUGGUGUCAUAUUCUCCUGCCACACAUCUUUAAAAACCCCACAAAUUAAGGUAAAUCGUACACCGUGAUGUAAACUCUUUAUUACUAUUAUUGGUAUUAUUAGGACACUGCCAUUCACUUAUAUUGUAGCAAUGGAGAUGCAAUACACUUUAAACUGAGUGUACCAUGUAAAGAUGUUUUCCACUUUACGCAGAUACAGACGAUGCCAGUUUUCCUCUUUGCAGAUUGGUUUCAGUUUUUUUGUUGUUCUUGAACAAAUUAGUUUCAUCUGUCUUUUCAAGUCGGCGUGUAAGUGUGUGGAACCGCGGUUUAGUAGAACGGUUCCUCCAGAUUGCAGACGAUGCUCCAAACGCAGAUCGGUGUGACGGACCUACGCUCUACGGCUGCUGGUUAUGGGAUCUAUGGUGAGAACAAACCUCAGAUGGUCAGGAAUCUAUUGGUAGUUUUGUCUGUCUUGAUCAUGAAUGAAGAUGUUCAUGUUUCACUCUAUGAUCCAGUUAGAGCUCUGUUCUUUAGACAUAUCUGGUAAGCAGCUAAAGAUCUCUGUUCUGGUCCACAGAGUUGGCUUUUUCUGGUCUAUACAGAUUUCCAAUUUUAACCGACUGCUUAUUAUCUUGUUGCAAAAGCAGAGAAGAGAACCUGGGCUGCAGGUUCUUUAAUACAGGAGGUAGUUUUGAAUGAUCCCCAUUGAUGCAUCAAACCGUCUCAUGAUUUCUACCAAACUAUAAAAUAAUUCAGCAUAAACUUUUUGGUUGAUCCAUUUUUAGACCCAAAGUGGUGAGAGUGCUUAAUUUUAAUGCACUUCAAAAAUAGAGGGGAAGUCCAGACUUGACCUGCUAAUCAGAGCUAAUCAAGGGAAAAUUGGCCGAUUCCAGUUGGAUGGAUUGGUGCAUCUCUAAUUCAUAGAAAUAAAACAGCAACUGCCUGUGGUUUGCUGAUUUAAUCCCGAAGCACUAAGUAGAUUUUUUAACAGUCCAUUGCAUUCCUUUUAUCCGUGCAGUUCCCAUAGAUACUCUCUAAAAGUAGAUAAAUAUAAAAUGCUAUGUAUAUAGAGAUAAUAAAUUGUAGUCUUACUAGAUUUCCUGGUAAUUAUUGUUUGUUGAAUUUAGUUUUGAGCCAGCUGGAGUUGUCUAAUAAUCAUCCAGUCCACCUCUAACUGAUGAUAAGCGAUGAUCAACGUUCCUACUCAAAAUAAUAAGGAAUUUGCUUCUUAACUUAUAUUUGUGUGGUGAAUAUGAAUCUCGACAGGAUGCAACACAACGGGAGCUACAUAAUUACCGAUGUUUAUUUGGAUCUCAGUUCAGACCCAAAAAUAAAUAAUUUAUUAGCACCAGUUACCAAACCUUUACGGCAUUCUUCAUAAUUAUUGGCACUCCUGAUAACGAUGCAUACAAAAACCUUUCAAUAAGUGAUUACUGUGGAGAACUGUGAGCAUCCAAGAUGCCACUCUUUACUCUAGAUGCAUCUGCCCCUUGCUCAGUUUUUCUAGAUCAUCCAGAGUCCUCACCUGCACAGGAUUAAUGGAGGAUUCAGGUCCAGGGCCUCAGAUGGUCAUGGAAAAGGUUUUUUCUGUGGUGAUUUGGCCAUGUGUUUGGGAUCAUUAUCUAGCAGACGACCCAGUUCUAGUUAAUGAUAGACUCCACCAGAUGUUUCAAAGACUUUAUGAACUAGAACCAGACUCCCAGGGCCUUUGGAAGAGAACAGGCCCACAGCAUCACAGAUCCACCAUCGUACUUGACUAUCUACAGUACUUCUCAAAUCUGACCCUGCUGGAGCUUUUCGUUCCUAAAAGCCCAAUGUUAAUCUCAUCUGACCAAAGUACCGAGUUCCAGUUAGUCCAAUUAGCGCUGAUCAAUUAGGCUUUUUUCCUGGCACAUCCCCCAAACAACCCAUUGUCAUAUAGACACUCGUUGGGGCUUUUUCAACCCCACAGUGCCACCCUUUGAAUUAAUUCUUCCAACAGUGUACUUUAGAGAUGUUUUCCCUCCAUGAAUUUCCUGCCCACGUGCAUGGUGGCACUAUUUGCAGGUUCCAAACCAGGAACCUGCAUGAAUGGCAUUUUGAAGCGUUUCUAGGAGACACGGGCCUGUGUUCUGUCAGAUUUCUACCCCAGGGAAACAAUAAAUCAUGGAUUACUGAUUAAAGGUUCAUAGACACGCUGAUCAACUUAAAUAAAUCCAUUUGAAUUAAAAGUUGGAUUUGUCUUAAAUGUUCAGGUUGAAACUGUGCUGCAGCAAUAAGUCAUUUUUCACACAUCUUUAGCGGGGGUGCUAAUAAAUGUGGAGCGUGCAGCAUCCUGAAACGGGUCUGUGACUCUGAUGCUGCUGCCUAAACAGAUGGCAGCCCAACACUACCGCUAGCAACCAGCGUUUAAAAACAAAAUCAUCAAGUGAGUUUUUGUUCAGUUUUUAUCAGCUCAUCUGGCGUCAGAAGCCUCCCUUUUCACAUUCUGAAUUUAUUUGCUUUAACUCCUAAAUUUAGUAAGAUUAACAAAAAGAGGUGCAAGCUGGCAGAAGUUGCUCCAGUUUCUGGGCCGAGAUAACUUGUCUCAGCUUCAUAUUCACUGCACACACACACACGGUGGGACCCUUCUCACACAGACUUUGUCUUCUAAACUGGAUCUUCUUCACAGCAGCUCCUGCUGGGCGCUGAUGUUUGAGUGAAAUGUGACGCCAUGCCGAUUUCUCUCCUUUUUUUUUGCUUCAUCAGACGUGCAAAGAAAGGUUCUCUGUCCAAUUUUGCAGUGUAGUCACGAGACAAUCUAUAGGAGGAAACCUGCACCCCUGUUACCUGUUGUGUAUAAUGUUUUUUAGAAACUCACUAUUUUUGGAUUAAUUUGUGUUGGUGACAGUUCAGACGUCUGUUUAUUAUGAUGAUGGUGAUAUUCUGGAGCUUUUAUUUUUAUCGCUAUAUUUUUGUGUAGGAUAGCCAGCUGUUUCCGUCUCUUCUUUUAUCUUCCUUAUCAUAAACAUAUAGUACUGGUUUCCUUUUUAGUUUUGAAACAACUUGCUGAAAAAUUGCACGAUCAGUUCUUGUGGUAUUAGCAAAUGCAAUGAAGGAAAUACCAGUUAAAUGCUGCAGUUUUAAUUAAGAUAUAGAAUAUAUUUAUAAAAACGGGAAACAACAGAAAUUAGUCGUUCAUGGAAUAAUAAAAAACAAAAUAUGUAAAUGCAUGGGACACAGGUAACAGCUAAGCUUAUGUUACGUACAGUAAUGAUAAGGACAUGCAUCACAGAUGAGUUUUAAAAUAGCUCAGAAUAAUGUAGCAUAUGAAAUACUAAAGAUGAAAUUUAUAGCUAAUAUAUUGUGUCGAGCUGGUCCGCUUCGGGUUUUAUUGUAAAGAAGAUAUUUCUUUUUCUGUUGUUCUUUUUUGUUUUUGAGAAUGAUAUACAGUUUGUGUAUAUUUUCAUAUACAAAGUAUGCACUGAUAUGUUAUUAAAAUUCUAUACCGCUUUUACAAAAAAAGUGUUUGUUGUACCAAAGUAUCCAAGUCCCUUGAAACCUUUAUCCUUUUUGCGUAUGUUUUACCGUAUUUUAUAUAUUAAAUAGACAAACUGAGUGAAAUGA